Messenger RNA from Motacilla alba alba, 4705 nucleotides. RefSeq names its product G protein-coupled receptor 139 (gene GPR139). Gene Ontology annotation, biological process: G protein-coupled receptor signaling pathway. The record is from RefSeq and is a predicted model, not a curated record. Bases 108 to 1163 code for a protein of 351 amino acids. The transcript is spliced from 2 exons. Gene Ontology annotation, cellular component: membrane. Lineage: Eukaryota; Metazoa; Chordata; Aves; Passeriformes; Motacillidae. Gene Ontology annotation, molecular function: neuropeptide receptor activity.
UGUGCCGCCGCCCGCCGCGGGGCCGCGCCGCGCUCGCCGCCGCCGCCGAGCGUGCGAGGGGCGGCCCGUGCGGCGGAGCGAGCGCCGGCAGCGGGGACGGCGGGUCCAUGGAGCACAACCACCUCCACCUCCACAACGGCUCGCUCCUGGCGCACCACCGCUAUGGCUGCGGCUUGGGAUACGCACCUGUCGUCUACUACAGCCUGCUGCUCUGCCUCGGGCUGCCGGCAAACAUCUUGACAGUCAUCAUCCUCUCCCAGCUUGUAGCUCGCAGGCAGAAGUCCUCCUAUAAUUACCUUCUAGCUCUAGCUGCUGCUGACAUCCUGGUUCUCUUCUUCAUCGUCUUUGUUGACUUCCUCAUGGAAGACUUCAUCUUAAACAAACAGAUGCCUCAGGUACUGGACAAAAUAAUCGAGGUUCUGGAAUUUUCUUCCAUCCACACGUCGAUUUGGAUCACGGUGCCGCUGACCAUCGACCGCUACAUCGCCGUGUGCCACCCCCUCAAGUACCACACGGUCUCCUACCCUGCUCGUACUCGCAAGGUCAUUGUCAGCGUCUACAUCACCUGCUUCCUGACCAGCAUCCCCUACUACUGGUGGCCCAACAUUUGGAUUGAAGACUACAUCAGCACGUCCAUGCACCACGUCCUCAUCUGGGUCCACUGCUUCACCGUGUACUUGGUGCCCUGCUCCAUCUUCUUCAUCCUGAACUCCAUCAUUGUGUACAAGCUGCGGCGAAAGAGCAAUUUCCGCCUGCGAGGGUACUCCACAGGGAAAACAACAGCCAUUUUGUUUACUAUAACUUCUAUUUUUGCCAUACUGUGGGCACCAAGAAUAAUCAUGAUACUGUAUCACCUCUACGUGUCUCCUAUAAACAACAGCUGGGUGGUCCAUAUUGUGUCGGACAUCGCCAAUAUGCUGGCACUGCUGAACACUGCAAUUAAUUUCUUCCUCUACUGUUUUAUUAGCAAAAGAUUUCGCACAAUGGCAGCUGCCACCUUGAAAGCCUUCUUUAAGUGUCAGAAGCAACCUGUGCAAUUCUAUACAAACCAUAACUUUUCCAUAACAAGCAGCCCUUGGAUUUCCCCAGCCAACUCUCACUGCAUCAAAAUGCUUGUUUACCAGUAUGAUAAGAAUGGGAAGCCUAUAAAAAUAUCACCAUGAAAAGGCCAAAAGUUGGAGUUUCCGGGUGCAAGUUCCUUUCAAGUGGUUACAUCUUCAGGAUGUAAUUUUCUGAAAUGGCUGUUUUGAAGAGAGGUCAUUUGAUUUCAUUUCCCUGGGUGACCAGGGGCAGAUCAGACUGUCGGGAGCAAACAGGAGCACUUGAUUUUAGGAGCAAAAGUGAGAAGGCAAACACCUCCAUCUCUUAUAUAGCAUUUUGAAUAUGCUUCAGAGUUCAAGUCUUAGUGUUCAGUCACACUCAAACGUUUUGCAUCCCAACACCAGUGCAAUCCAAAGUCAUCAGAAGGGCAAAGCCCCAGCAGUGUUGAAAACACAACCUUUUAAAACACCUUACUUGACCAUCAGUUUGCUAUCGAGAAAGUAAACAGAUGCUUUUGUGUACUGUGGAAGGUGCCAUUUCUGGAGUGUGCACUUGCCAAAAAUGAUGUGUCGAUUCUGGCAUGAAAUGCCACCACGCAGAGUUGUGCUGUCAAGGCCUCCUUGCAGGAGGCAGCCUGUGAGACACAAAUGGUGACAAGCCUGGUUUUGGCUCAUUUGAACAAGGCUUGAGGACUGAUACAGUACCUGUUGCAGCCUUGGCAUGGAAAGCAAUCCUGCAAGCUGCCAAUAUUUGCGUGUUUUAAGUUGUUAUUUAAGAAUGUGACUGAGACAGGGGAGCUCAAGGGAGGGAGGGAUGUUUCUAGAGCCAAGAACAAAAGCUGCAUCUUUCCCCAUCUAUUUCAGUCAUGGUGUCAGUGUCUAAGGACUUCCAAGGGUGAAACCAACUCCUGCCUAAAGCAGAGCUCUCACCGAAGCUGCUCCUGUGAGCAGUGAUCAAAGCCUUCAAGUUCCUUCUUAAUCAAUACAGAUUCUCAGUUAUCCCCCGUGUUCAGGCCUUUAGGGAUUGACAUACAAAAACCUCAAUUUAAGAUUUUCUCCUGAUGGAUGAUGCCAUUCUCUUGCAGAUUUGCCAUUUAGUUGUUUUUAAAAAAACCCAAAAAACUGUGAAAGAAAUUCAUUAAAUACCCAACAGCAGUAAAAACAUUGAAGCCUUAGUUUAAGCUGAGUUUAAGCUGAUCUAAGUACUUCACUUAUUUAGAGGAGGUUAGCUUCUCUCCCUUCACACUCAAAAAUCAGCAUCCCAUCAAUGCUGAGUGUAGAAAAUAAGAGAGAAAAUCUUUGUAGUAAUUUCAGUAAGAGAUUUACUGAAAAUGCAUUUCUUUUUAUUUCUUCCCCUUUCAGAUCUUGGCAUGUGGUCUCUUGGAGCCACAUGCCACAACCUCUUCAUUCAUUGGGCACUUACUAGAGCCUCACUGGUGUGAGGGCAGUGAAGGUGUGAGGUGAACACAAGCCCAGCGUGGUCAGUGCACACAGCAGACCCUCAGGAGCUGCAGUGUCAGUGCCCACAGCAGACCCUCAGGAGCUGCAGUGUCAGUGCACACAGCAGACCCUCAGGAUCAGUGGUACCUUGGUGCUAAGGCUGUGUUUGUGCCUGUGCCCAUCUCCAGUGCCAGCAGGGAGCUCGUGGUGCAUCAGGAACCAACACAGAGGACCUCUGAGGAGGGAUCCAGUCAGUCCUGCUGUGGUGGGAUCAGAGGGCUGAAAACAUCUCUCUAAAACACAUGGAUGGCUCAGCUUUGGUGCAUAUCCCCUAAGAAAUGCCAAGUGAAGUCCUGCUGAGGACAAGAGCCUGGUUCCCUUGUGCCACAGAGGUUCGUGUUUGCACGAUGCCUGGUACCACAUCCUGCAAGAGCCAACCAUCCCCACCCAGCACACCUGAGCUCUCCUUCCCCUGGUGAAGGAAGGGAACGGCAGCAGGAGGCCCGGGCCGUGGAGACCAGGCCCCAGCACAGCAUUGGGGGGCUCUCCAGAGAGAUCCGGGCUCGCUCAGGGCAGAGAGGGGAUGCCCAGGGCCCUCCCAGUGGCAGAGCUGCUCAGCAAUUCUCUGCAAGGUGCUGAGGCACCCCAGGGACCCCACAGGCCACAGCAAGGGCAGGGGCACGUCUGGGGAAAUGGGGGCUGGGGGCAAAAGCUGACCCUUUCCAGCCUCACCCCCAAAGGGACGGUAUCCAUUUCCAUGUCCCCAAAGAGAAAUGAGGAGCUUCUCAGUCUGUUGGCUAUUCAUCCUUGUGAUCGCAGAGCUUCACCCUUGCAAUAAUGAAGUGUAAAAGGGAUGCCCAGCCUUGCUGUAUUUGUCAUGACAAGGUUAAAAUUAUUGCUCCCUUUAUAGUGUUUUACAGAAAAUCAGUUUUGCGGCCAUCCUUCCUGCCCUUCUCUCAGAAACCUCCCCCUGGUCUUUGUCAGUUGAUAGUAACCAAAGUUACCUUCUGGAAAAGGUACUGUACGUUUCAUUUUGGAAAAACACUGUAUUUAUAACUUAUUUUUAUUCUACAUUUGUUAUGAGGAAUGCUUGUCUGAGUUAAAUGUGAAUGAGUCUGAAGUGCAAUAUCUAUAUAGGUAAGUGGUUCAUUUUUGAGAAUGUAUCUAUUGAAAAAAUACCUAUUUAUACAAGAAGUUCACUAUUCUACUUAAUAUAAUAGUAACCUUAAAGAAAAUAGUGAAUGUUUAGGGCUUUUAUUUAUUAAAAAAAAUUCAAUUAAGUGCAUGGCAUAUGCUGCCAUUCACAUGCUGUGACUUAUUAAUUUUUGUAACAUAAUGUUUAUCCUGCAAACUAUCAGUGUCAUCUGAUUUUUUCUGUCCUGAUAAUGUAUUUUUGUAAAUUACCGUAUUUAAAAACAAAAAUCUUUCUGCGUAUUUUUUUCCGUAUGAAAAAUAACGCAUUCAGUUCUUGUAAUUUAUUUGGAAAAGCUCACAAUCGUUUUCCAUAUCCUUUUAGGAAUGACAAGGUGCAAUUUUCAUGUACAGUGGAUUGAUCAUUUCUCUUCUGGUAAUGUAGGGCUUUAAAAGCUUGCUUCCAAAGCCCUUUGAAGUUAAAGGGAAGGUUGCUGGUGGGUUUUGGGGUUGGUUUUUCCAAUCCCCAUCGUUUUAGGAGGGCUUUGGAUCAAGCUGUAUCUUGUUAGCAAACAUUCAAAGCCUUCUUAGAGUCCAGUUUGGAUAAUAAAGCCUUGACUUUUUAGUCUGCCAUAUGGGAGCUGCUGUUGAUAAUACUUGCCUUAUUUUUGGUUGUGUGAAGCAUCUUGCAAUGACUGUUGCUAACUAGCCAUUGUCUUGCUGUAUUAUUUGUACCUCCUAAUUUUCCAAUAGAAAAACUCAACCACGCACAUAGUCUCAUUAUUUAGGGAAAAAGUAUCCUGGAGACAAAACCAUCUUUGUUGUGGAGAUGGUCUUUUGUACUCUAAUUUAUAUUUCAAAUAUCUACAAUUAGAAAAAAUAAGCUGUGAAUGGACAGUUUUACAAUUACUUAUAGGUAUGCAUUCUUGAAGACCACAGCUAGGAACAAAAUACUUUUUAGAUGAGUUGCUGGUAUAUAAAAUUAUGGGACCUAUCACCUAUUUAAAUUGUGAAUAUUGAUAUUUUCAUAAGUAGACAAUAUAUUGUGUUUGACAAACUUGUUUGUAUUAUAAUAAAUUAUGGUGCAUAACUUA